Molecule: messenger RNA, 6158 nt
Organism: Leptidea sinapis
Lineage: Eukaryota; Metazoa; Arthropoda; Insecta; Lepidoptera; Pieridae
Gene: Drep2
Exons: 5
Coding region: 271-1491 (406 amino acids)
Biological process (GO): apoptotic process; regulation of apoptotic process
Source: RefSeq, a predicted model, not a curated record
CGCGUCGCGAACCCCGGGCUUUGCCCUCGAAGAUGGCGGCGUGAGCGCGCGCCCGCGGCCUCCGGCGGUCAUGCCGCGAUGGCCAGAGAGAUCAGACAGAGGGGCCGAUCGCCCGACUGGCUCUAGUUGUUCCAUUAGGAUAGUUUAUUAUGAAAGUGCUUAUUUACAAUUACACCUCACACGUCUUCGAUGUAUUUUUAUAAAGUUUUACUUGUUUCUAACAAAUUAUAGACUGAAUUGUGCGGACAUUAGUGAAGUGUGAGUUUCAUCAUGAUUGUCGAAAUUCAAGAGGAGGUUAGAGGAAAGAGGCCUUUCAAGAUAUGGGAUAGCUCCCGGAACGUGAGGAAGGGAUUGGUUGUAACGAGUUUUGAAGAGUUAAUACACAGAGGAAAAGAGAAGUUAUCAGUAAGUGCGAGCGAACCGGUGCGCUUGGUGUUGGAGAGUGACGGCACUCAGGUGGAGGACGGAGAAUACUGGCGGACGCUCCCCCCCAACACUGUCCUGCUACUGCUGCGGCCGGGCGAGAGAUGGUACCCUACCGGAGUAGAUGUAAUAAAGGCUGCCAUAUCAGCGAUCCCAAAGAUAGUAUGCGAAACGAUCCAUGCGCUCGAGCUUCACGAUGAGACUCCUUCAUGGAAGAUCAUGGACAACAAGGGGCGCGUCACCGUGGUGCUGCACUGGGACCAGCGGCCGCAGGGUUCGCCGGCCGCUCGCUCGCCGUCCCGGCAGCCCAAGCCGGACCGGCGGCCCUCGCUGGUGAUCCAGACGUCCGUGGAGCGCGCGCCACCGCCGCCGCCACACAUCACCGUCGUCAACCACGACGAGCCGGGCGGUGCGCGCGCGCGGCUGGCCCGCGCCUCCUCCUCGCUCGAGCACCACGUGCACACGGCCGACUGCCGCGCUGCACCCGCGCCGCCAGCCGCGCAUCCACCGCAUCGCUCCUCCACCGAUGAGUGCGACUUUCACUGUUGCGCUCUGCACGAGGAAGGUCGCCGCAUCGCCGUUCACAAGAGUGUUGCGACUUCACCCAUCCAAGAUGCCCAGCCUCGGGCCUCACCGCAAGGUCGGCCCAAGGGGCACGUCCGAUUUUUAGACGCCGAAUCGGCCCGGAGAGGUGACAGAGAUUCGUCCGAGAGCGAGACAGAGAAUACGCUCGUCGAAGAUGAAGCUGUGACGUCAGAAAAGUUCCUUCUCUUGAUAGACCAGUUGAGCGUCGACCAGAAGCGGCAUCUCACGAUAAAGGAUAUAGGUAUCAUAUUAGAGAGAUUGAGCUCCAAGAUAUUAGAUGUGGAGAGACUGGAUCGCGAGUCGGAGUCGGAUGAUUGCUACAACUGGACAAUUAAGGCUACGAUCAGAGGUGACGCGUUGAGGGAACUAGGAGUAAUAUACAAUGGGAAUUACUACGCUAUCAGUGAGCACCCGGGCUACCGGGAAGAGAACGAGGAGGCCGGCGACGAGGGUGAGGAAGAGGAGGAGGAAGAUAGACUCUGAUCGGGUCUGUGCGGCGCCGGCGUGCCCGCGGCCGCGCUGCGCCUGGCGUUCUGCCGCGUGGCCGCGCGCUGACGGCCGAGCGCCGCACGGACCUGACACACUGACCCCGGCGUCCCCCGCGCCUUGUGACGUACUGUUCCAGUUCGGGAUGGAUACUGCGAACGACGUCGAUAAACUUUUGGAGGAAAAAUCCAAUAUUCUACAGCACCUUGGCUGAUUUGCAUGGCACUGUCACAAUAGCCUUCGACAGGAAGAAGACUCAAACUUGAUAAAUGUUCCAACUUUCUGUUUAUCAAUAGAGAAAGGGAAUCGAAGCUAUCUCCCCCUUGGGCAACGCUUGGGCGGUAUACUUCCAAAGCUCGUAUACGAGCGACACUAAAGUUAUUAGAGACUUUAAUAAAUUUAGUCGCGGCCGCCUCGGCACCGCGCGUAUCGUCAUGGCUGCGACGCGAAUGCGAGGCGAUGUCGAGGCCUAGUUAAUUAAAUAGUGAAAUUAUUAUAAGAAACGAAUUCCUAUCGAUAUCUAAGAAUUCUAUUAAUAAAAAAAAAUGAGCAAGCUGUAGAAUGCGGUACUCCGACAAUUAUAGUAAACGCGAGCUACAAGCUCGCUCAUAUAUUAUACCUUUGUGUAAGUAUACUAAAGAGUGAUGGCUAAUAUUUGGCUGUUUGUAUGUGAAGCUUGUGUAAGUAAACAUCUAACAUGUGGACCGCACAAGUACUCAAAUGUAUCGAUAUAGCUCCCAGUAUUACUAGAUAAAUAAUAAAUAAUAUAACAUGACCUCAGACUAAACGAAUAAGAAUGCAUGCGACGGACAUAUAAUAUUAGUAAAACGAGGUUAAGGUGUUAAGGGCAAUGAUGUGUGUAUGUGUGUGUUUCACGUCAGGAUGUGUAAAGUAUUGGCAAGAGUUGGAAAUGCCCCUUUUUGUCUUUACUCUGGAUAGAAAAGAAUAGGGUUUCCACAAACAUUUUCUAGAACGACAACGAUUAAUAGUACACUAGCACGAAGAGCACGAAGAUAUAGAUGAAGAAUGAGUUAUCGUUCUUGUUCUUUAGCCUGAGAGUAAGACUUAGUAUUAGUUAACGACGAACUUCAUAUUUGUAUUAAUUAUCAAUCGUAUUAAGUAAAAAUAUAAUGGAAUGUCUAUCACCCUCUGUCCGACCUCAGAUUGUGCCAAUUAUUUAAUUUACAAUCAAUACUUUAUUUCUAAAUAGUGCCAAAUUAUAGCUUAGCUAUCAAUACUUAUAUUAUAUUUAUCUAUUAUUCUUUAUUAUUGUGACUACUCUGCACAUGUCAGAAGAUCGCAUUACAUCUAUAACAAUGCAACUGAUAUUGUCCGUUAAUGUAACGUUGUGAAAACACAGUAAUUUUUGAAGUGAAACUUCUUUGCGCGCAUGAGGGUAAAAAAAUUUUUACGGAUGAAACGCAAUAAGGUGAGACGAAAAAGACGUUUUUGUCCAAGAAGAAGGAGAGUGCGAUUGAGACCGAUUGAGAGAGAGUGAGAAAGGGCGAACGUACCAUGAAACACAUAGCCAUGCAUUUCAGUUAUUCUCUUUUCAAAAUUUUCAUAAAAAAAUACUUAAUAAUUUCUAAUAGUGACAAAAUACACUAGAUUUUGAGAACAGAUUAGUAUAAAGCUGAGAAUUUAAAAUUGGUUUGCCAAUGAAGUUUCAUUUCUGACAUGUGUAGGUACAUUUUACGCACGCAAAUUUUUGAUUGACGCUCACAACUCUUCCUAAAUAUUAGGCUGCUCAUCAAAAUUGGUAUUUUUUGCCAGUUGAUGUCAGGUGUAGCAAAAUGUAGCUAAGAGUGUGACAUCGAUGUGGCUAAUUUAAAAACCUAAUUUGUAGAGCUCUAUUAGGCUAUUUUCUGCAAUAUUAUUUUCUUAAUAUCUCCAUCUCUAGUUACAUGUAGACCAUAGACUAAUAGAAGAGAACAAGACGGAUGUACUUGACUCUAACGAGUGAUGACUUACUCGCCUAAGCGGUUCUUGUUCAAGGCCGGUUCUGAAUCGCAAUAAAUAAAAGUCACAUUGGCCAAUAAUGUAUACUUAGACAUUAUAUAAGUUAUAACUACAAUUUUAUGAAUAAUUUCAUAUAUUUAACUCAACCAAUGAAAGAGGGGGGGAUCUGGUUGGAACCACGUAGCACACUAGAUUUUCUUCAGCCUCAGUUCAAUUGUUUGACAAGUACGUCUAGUAUUUCGUCAUGUUCUUCUAUAAGUCUAUGGAUGUAAUGAAAGAAAUUAUCUACAACUCUGUGCUCAUGAAAUUUCAGAAGUUAUAUCUGAUAGCUUCAAGACAAUUCGAUGUACAGUACUUAUUUCUUGGCACUUGUUUGCAUUCAAUUGUAUCGAUCACAGUAUAAAACGGAGCCGUUAAGGCUGCUGUAACAAUAACUAGCUGAAUAUUUUAUGAGGCAAUAAAUAGGUAAAUAUAUAAGUACCUACAUCCUUGGAACCCGGUCUUGGAGGUACAAUGUAACAAGUGCCCACAACCCACUCUGUAAGACUGAGUCAACGACCACUGACAGGAGUCAUGCCAUGCCCACUGACCUCUGCUAUUUACCACUGGACUAGCGGCUGUCAAAGAGCUUUAGUGCCUGUUUCUUAUUCGCCAUUUUGGCGCUGUUGGCCAUGUAGCGAGAGUCAGCGGUACUAAAACUAGUGAUGACAACCUCAGCAAACAUCGAUAGAUGGUGAGAAACUAUUUACAAAAAAAAAAUUGUAAUUUAUUACAUUGAUUCUUGAAGAAUAAUUUACACGGAAAACGAACAAAAUGAAUUCAAAAUGCAAAAAGUAUUGUACGUUCAGAGUUUUGUACGUUCCUUCGCAGCCAUUUGUAUUAUACGUCAAAAUUACUUCUCUGGACGCUCGCGAGUGGCGCUUCAAAAAGGCACAAAUAAUUUGCUGUCAAACAUAUGGAACAGCCUGUCCAGUGUUAUUUAUACAGGACAGUGGCCAUGCCCCAGCUUUACCGUGAUCGAAUCUGUUUUAUAUGAGACUGGAAUUGGAUAGUGUGAUUUACAUUCGACGAAACUAAAGGAUGAGCCCCGCUUCUCUUAUCUCUUGGUGGCGGUGGCUCAAGUUUGCCCCUAGAUAAUUAUAGAGCCCUUUUAAUUGUAAAUUUAGGGCCUCGCUCCACAUUGUGGAGGUCUACUAAAUUUUGUUAAAUUAUUUGGUGUAACAGUAUAGUCGUAUUAACAUUGGAUGGAUCUUUUGAAUGAAAUCAAAUAUUGAGAGCGGCCCUGUUAAUGAACGUUGACUUAGAAUAACCCAAAAUUAUUUAUAAUUGAUUAUAAAAGUAAUAAGUACUCAAUAAUACAAUUUGUCAAAAUAUGUGCGUGUUUGUAAAAGAAUACAACACUAGAACCAUGCAUGCGAUCUUAUGGCUAUAAGCGAUUUCCGAGUGACUAAAUUUUAUAUACUUAAAUAUUAUAUAUAGAUAUAUAGUGCCAUAAUAAUUUAAUCGAUAAAGUAAUCGUUAAAGAAAGGUUGUAAUUAAUGUACGACUAUGACGUCAUCACAUUGCGCAUCGCCAGUCCUUGUUAUACAUUCAUAAAUGAUCAAUCUAUAUCGGUAUAUGGUUCCGAAGAUCGACAGCGGCUGUGUUGCUACAGUGCAUUAUAAGUACCAUCGUACCAGGCCUGUUACUUGACUAACUCAGCCGAAAUUGUGCAAAGAAUUAUGAUGAAAAUGAAUACCUGAGCAAACAAAUGCGGGAAAUACCCGCGCAAAGUGUUUUUUGAUAUUUCAUGUGUAUGGGACAAACGAAAUUUCAAAACAACGACACAAAUAAUGAAAGAUAUACAUUAUAAAAAACAGUACAAUGUGCCAUCAACAAUGUAGACAGUAAGAGGUACUUCACAUUUCAAUAAACAACUUUUAGUUAGGACUCGGACGGUUGAUGCCCAACGAUAACUUCGUUAAUGUAGUCCGAAACCUAAAAAAAUAUUUGGACUUUCUAAUAACUCGAUACAAACUGGUAUUGGGAUUUCAUUUGCUUGAGUAACCUAACUGUUGUAAUAUAUUUUGUACGCUAUCCAUCCCCAAAAGUUGUUCUAAAUUCAAAUAUUUACAAACAUUAAAUUUGUACAUUAGGAAGUGAGGGAUAUCACUUAAAAAUAAGAAACUUUUUAGAUUUGCAUGAGCGACAUCUCAAGUCAUUUUCCUAAUAAGCAAUUAUUGGGGUUGAGCAGGCUGUUAACUGUAAAGUAGAACCAGUAGAUGGAGCCACAACCUGAGAGUUAUACAAGACAUUCUAAAAUUUCGGUCAAUGCGUCACUCGGACGGUUAGCUCAGACGGUAAGAGCGCUCGGACGGAACUCGAAAGGCGCGGGUCGAGUCCCUCAUCGUCCAUGAAUUAUGGUACAAAUUAAAUUUAUACUUGUAUACCUGAUACAGUAUUUGCGCUUUAGUAUUAGCACACGAGUAAAUUAAAUUUAGUAGCAAAAAAAAUAUAUAAAUUAAAUUUACUCAUGUGGUAUCAGAGGGUACAUAUUUGUGAAGGGUUGGCGGCAUGUAUCACUUACUAUGAGGUGAUACUAAAAAACCUCAUAUUAUAAUCGUAGCACCUGUACCAUAAUAUGAGGAAAAACCUUAAUACUAUCUAUAUCUCUAUAAUAGAUAGCUAUUUAUUUAACCUAUUUAAAUAAUUUAAAAGUUAUAGUG